Suhomyces tanzawaensis NRRL Y-17324 is the source of this 2708-nucleotide messenger RNA. Its product is annotated as LMBR1 domain-containing protein. Lineage: Eukaryota; Fungi; Ascomycota; Pichiomycetes; Serinales; Debaryomycetaceae. The transcript has a single exon. Bases 436 to 2427 code for a protein of 663 amino acids. The record is from RefSeq and is a predicted model, not a curated record. Gene Ontology annotation, cellular component: membrane.
AAAGCCAGAUCUGGGGCCCGUGAAUUUUCAUGGGACAACCUUUCCACAGCAGAACGAAACAUCUUGAACACUCUUUGAGUAGCGUAGCCCUUGACCCACUCCUUCUCACCUUGUACCCACCACCCGGCGUUGUUCCCCGGUUGUCACCUUGACCUUGAUGAUGGUCACGUGAUGUUCUAUCCAUGUUGCGCCUCACUGAUCCGCCAGAACUCCGUCAUCUACAACAGCAGCCCUCCCUUCAGUUCUACCUCACAUCCACCUUUCGUGGCUCACAGACAUCCGCGCCAUCCACCAGUCCGGGCCUCCCUUUGUCCCGUUGCGAUUCCCUUCUCAGGUCACCUAGAACAGUUACACAAAUAACUACCAGCUGGCACAUAUUCCAUCGCCACCAGUCCAAAUCUACUCCCUUGUUGAAGUGCCACAAUUCGUCUCGCCAUGUGGAUCCCCCUCACGCUCGCGUACCUCUUCUCCUUGGUGAUAUCGUUGCUAUUCACCCAGUUCCACAUCAACCUCUUCAAGUACCCUCCCUAUCUCCUGCUUCCACUCACGCUAGCGGUGUUCAUCCCCAUUUCCAUCAUAUUCCUUCUUCCAAUCGACUACAUAUCGCACAAUGCCACCGAUACCACCACUUGGUUCGAUGUGCCAGCGAACGUGAUCUUGUUCCUCUGGAAAUCCAACUACUGGGUGACAUUCCUCCUCACAUGGUUGAUAUUGCCAGUUCUCCAGGAGUACUACCGUUCUGGCUACUUCAAGUCAUCCAGUAAGUUAAAGGACGCGUUCAAAAAGAACCUCAAGUUCCAGUUGGCUAUUCUUGCAGUAUCCUUGAUGUGCUUGGUGUAUUUAAUACUCGAGGUGGGCCUCACGUUUGGCCAUUUGAAGUUGAUGAUCAUCGCCCUUUCCCACAUAUACGCGUUGAUCUUGGCGUUGUGGUUGAUGGCCCACGGGAUGGUCAAUAUUCCCAGAGUGAAAUGGGUCGAAGGUAAUAUUGUGAAUCACUUGAACUCGCUAUACAUGAAAGUCCCCAAAUUGGUAGACUCCUUGGAAGACGUGCGCAUCGACUUCAAGGAGGACGUAUUGAAGGUGAUUGUUUUGACAAAAAACUUUACUACUGGCUCCUCACAAGAUCUUCAAUACAGGGACUGGAUUCUUCAGCUAUACAAUAAAAUCCCUGGCGAAAUGAGGGAAUCCAUGGAGAGACAAUACUUGCACGAUGACUCCAACACUAUUUCGAGGGACCAGUUGAACGAGCACUACAUGACUAAAUUGACCCUGUUGUUCAACCUGAACCUCUACAAAUUUGUGGCUUACGAAUCAGAAUUCGAAACCUUGUUAGUGAAGGUCACCAGACUUGAGGACAUCUUGAACGCCAGAACCAACCCCACUUUGGAGGAAAGAAAUCAACUUAGAUUUCGUCUCAACAACUACCGGGUCCUUCUUCUGCCCAAGCUCAACUUCAUAUAUUAUUACUAUAUGAGACCAAUAGGCAGCAGAAUCGCUUCUGUUAUCCUUUUCAUUGGCUCCUUUAUCAUAAUUGAGUCUGAGUUCUUCCAUUCGACCAAGCUAUCCUUGAUGAACGUAAUUGUAUUCACAAUGGGCAUUCACAAGUACAAAAUAUUGCAACUUAUUAUCUCAUCAGUCAGUUUCUCGUACAUGCUUUUUGCAUCCUUGAAUUCGUUGACCCAUUUGAAGAUUUUUAACAUGUACCAUUUGGUUCCGUUCCAAUCAGACCCUGUGUCAGCCAGUUUCUACACAACCUAUAUUGCCAGAUUGACCAUACCUUUAUCCUACAAUUUCAUCACUUUGUUUAUUUCAAGAGAUUCAAUUUUUGAAGAGUGGUAUGGUCAAUCAAUUCACUUGACAGGAUUGUUCAAUUUGUUGAAUAAUUGGCUUCCAAGGUUUGUUUUGAUUCCUGUGGUUCUCACCACUUUCAAUGUUUACGACAGAGUAAAAAAGAGACUUGGAUUGACCUCGGAUUUCUAUGGCUCCUGGGCUUCGUUUGACGACGAUGAUCAAGAAGAAGACGUUGAGAACCUUCAAAACAAGAGAAAGGAUUUGGUGAUCGUGGAAGCAAAACGUAUUAUCAAUAGAGAAAUGACAAAGAGACAGCAGACUGGUAGAGUGGAUUCCGAUUUGAGACCAUUCAACCUUGCCAACGCGGCCAACGAGCAAUACAAUAAUAACAGAAGAGCAUUCAAUGAGUCGUUGGCUGCCAAUACCAGAAUCGAUGCACCAUACUACGAUGACGUUAAUAACAUUCAGAAUGAAGUGGAAUCUGCUUCUGUGUUUGGAAGAAUAGGCGGCGCCUGGGACAGUAUCAAGAACUCUGUUACCGGGCGGUUCUCGUCAAAUUACAGAGAUGAAGUCGAGGUGGAGUCUAUCAAUGACUUCAACUACGACGACGAUGCAAACGAGAACUUAGUUUUGUAGGAGAUAGUUUUAGAUAACGGUGAAUAUAAUCGAUCCUUGAAUAGAGUAAGGAUCUGUGAAUAUAAUCAGGUCGAACAUGGCCAAACACAAAUCGUUGAAGUCAAACCUAUUACUUCCAAGUAUACACGUAAGGGAGUUGAUCCAAAUAUCCAAAUAUCCAAGGGAUUCAGAAAAAGUGUAGAGUUGCAAAAUCCUAGAAAGAAGCUCUUCACACCGAAAAUUGUGUUUAAAUAAUUGAAAUUACGUAGCGAACACUGAAGUGGUGAUUUUUUCAUUUGAUU